ACUACUUUGUUUCGGCCACGAGAGUGUCAGUUUGAAAUGGGAAAGUGCUGUAAGUAAGGAAAACGUUUGUCCAGUGAAAUAUACGUGAGCAUAAGAUAACGGAAAGCGAAAGACUGACAUAAUGCAGGCAUUCUGCAGUUCUGAAGCGUGUUAGACAUGCAGAUAAUGAAAACUUCGAGACGGACGAAAGAAUUAAGAGAUUAAUUUUCUAUAUCUGCAAGAAGUGGAGUGAAUUGUGUUUGUGAAGUGAAUUGUAUUGCCGACUCCGUUGUGUGUUUAUACUGUAAUUCUCACGUAUCGUGAAUGCAAAAUGGCAGGAGAAAUUGAUACGAAGUUGUACGUAGUGGAAUAUUUAGGAAGCACUCAAAUAGACAAACGAUUUUCAAGACCUAUGGUGCGAUGGGUUAUUGCAGAAAUCAAGAAACGCGGUUUCUCCGAAAAGGUGUGCGUGGGCGUGCAGGACGGGCUGCUGGUGGCGUACUGCCUGUCGGGCCCCGUGCCCGAGGCGCCGAUGCUGGCGCAGCCGCCCGCGGCCGCCGGCUCCUGCUCCCACGCCUACGGCCCGCGGCUGUGCCUGGCGCCCGGCGACUACGGCUCCUUCCUGUACGUCGUCCGAGACCCCGCCUCGCCGCACCUGCUCACUUGCCACCUCUACCGAGCCGCCGACCCCAGCGACGUGGUGGAGCUCUUCAAUGCCAUGAGGGAGCAGAGCAAGGACCCAGCGGUGCUCGCUGGUGCCAAGGAGCGCUCCCUCAGCAGUGCGGCCGCCCUUGGCCCAGACAUCUCUCCCAGUACGUCACAUUACUUUGAGGUCUUCUAUAUCGGAAAAAUCAAAGUGACACACAAGAGGGUUCCUGAUACAUUUAUUGAUGAUGCACUUCAGAAGUUCAGAGCACAUGAAGCCGAAAAAGAAAGACUAAAAGCACAGAAAACUUCUGGGAACAAUAUUAACAAUUCAUGUGGCAGCAACAGUAACAAUAAGACUGAGAGUAGCAGUACUCUAAACAAUGCCAAUGCAAAUAAUAAUAUGUGCAGUAAUAGUAUUGCAGACAGCACCACAAUAAGUAACAAUGGCAAUUGUGUUGCUACCUGUGAUGGAAGUGCAAUUACUGUAGCAAACAGUAAUUCAAAUCCGUCUGUGAAAACAUGUAAAAACAACAAUGUGAUUGAACAGAAUGAAUGUAAUCCAGAGGCUAUCAAAAGAAAUGCGCAGGAAGAAGCCAAUUUCCAGGAUAAAUCUAGCUCAGCGGAGUCUCUCAUAACACGUAGCAUGUCUGAUGUCAAUGCUGCAUCAGAAAUCACAUCAAAAAGAUGCGAUGAAGCUGUUCGUUCAGAGUCUGGAUGUGUGACACCAUCUUUAGAAAAUCCUGUUGCUCCAGUAAAGCAGUUACCUCCACUGGAACCUAUGCGUGCCAGAGCUGCCUCUGCUGGAAGUGCUCGUGAUUUUCGGAAGGGUGAUAGUGCGGUGUCAUCAGAUAAUCGCACAAUGUUGUUCCUGGUUGGUCGUGUUGAUCUGAGACUUAUCAGUCCUGAUCGCAAGCAGACCUUGCUGCACAAGCAUUUAAAGGAUGUUGCUAGUUGUAUACAGGGUAUUUCAAAUCCAGAGCAUUUUGGAUUCAUUUGUCGUGAGGCAAAUGUAGAAGGCUUUAUAGCAUAUGUUUUCAAGUGUGAAUCAGCUUCUGUUGCUGAUGAUGUUGUUGGUGCUAUAACGCAAGCUUUUGUUGCGACAUCCGAAGCUCAGAGGCGAGAAAGGAUGCCUGUGUUCUCAUGUGAUCACUGUCCUAUGGUCUGGUAUAGUAGGCUGUGUGCUGAAAUAGAAGGUCAGAAUGAGAAACGGACGCAGACAACUAUUCUUCGAAGGUUAGAAGGCUUGCCUGAAGCUGAACAGGAAAGUAUCCUUACAAAAUUUGGUGGUGCUGAAACACAAGGCUUACAAGAACAGAAUGAGUUCCUGAUGAUGUUGCUCCGUGCCCACUGUGAGAGCAAGCAGGCCAGACAUGUUCACGAUACAGCUGAAAACAGACAUGAAUUUUUGAAUCAGUACUUAGGUGGCAGCACUAUCUUUAUGAAAGCAAAAAGGUCGCUAACAAAUUCAUUUGACCAGCUACUGAAAAGGAAAGGAUCCCGUGAUGACUUGGGACCCAUGUUGAAGGAAAUGAGUCUUCCAAGCAAUGCCACAUUGUGGAAGGAAAGUAUAUCAAACACAAGUUCCAGGGCUUCUCCAACCAGUGAACAAGCAGAACCAGUUCCGGACUCUCCUAAUGCAACCUCUCAGAGAAUACGUCAUGCAGCAUCCGGUUCCAACUCUGAUCUACAUUGUGCUGGUAUACACCAGAAGGACAGCCCAAUGAAAAACAUAUUUUUGAAAGUGGGAAGUUCACCCAUUUCUCCGGGCAAAGACACUACAGGGAACUCCCGGCAGUCAGGCUCAUGGCGCCAGUCAAUAUUCGACAGUGUCACACCGAAGAAAGUCAGACCUGAUGGAAGCCCAGUUGUACUCGAUGGGCCGCAGAAACUGACAAAACGUGACCGUGCUGAACUGAGGGCACUUUGGCGUAAAGCUAUAAAUCAGCAGCUGCUGCUCAUCCGCAUGGAGAGAGAGAACGCUCGUCUCAGGGCUCGUCAGGAAGAGGCAACUGUAAAACGCUUGAAACUGGAGUAUGAUGAGAUUGGUUCUUGUGUUCGUGAGCUUGUAGAAGUGUGGGACUUACUUCUGAGCCGGGAAUCAGCAGUUUCAACCCGUUGUGACAGACAGAUGUUACUUCAAGCGAUUAAACAGGGUGUACCAAGGACUAAGAGAGGGGAAGUGUGGCAAUUCCUUGCUGAUCAGUAUUGCUUGAACCAUGCUCCUCCUGACACAUCGAAAUUCCCAAACUACAAUGUACCAUAUGAAGGCUUGCUCAAGCAGCUUACUGCUCACCAGCAUGUAAUUCUCAUUGACCUAGGACGAACGUUUCCUAGUCAUCCAUUCUUCUCACGGCCUCUAGGACCUGGACAGUUGUCACUCUUUAACCUAUUGAAGGCCUAUUCUCUCCUUGAUCCAGAAGUUGGCUACUGUCAAGGCCUUAGCUUCGUAGCUGGUGUUCUCCUAUUGCAUAUGUCAGAAGAGUGUGCUUUCUUGAUGUUGCGACACUUGAUGCUCCAGCGUGGCAUGCGUCGCCAGUAUGUUCCCGACAUGGGUGCUCUGCAAGUGCAACUCUAUCAGAUAUCACGCCUUCUGCGUGACACAUUACCUGAUCUGUAUGCACAUUUUGACACACACGAUAUAGCACCAACACUCUAUGCAGCGCCGUGGGUCCUAACGUUGUUUGCUUCGCAGUUUCCUCUGGGCUUUGUGGUCAGAAUCUUUGAUUUGCUGUUCUUCGAAAGCACAGAUGUUGUGGUUCGAGUUGCUGUUGCUCUCUUAAAUGAACACAGGGAAGGCCUAUUAGCUUGUGACAAUUUUGAAGAAAUAAUGGACUACCUAAAAGGAAAGGUGCCUUCCAUUGACAAAGCUACACUUGAUCGCAUCAUGAAGCAGGUUUUCACAAGUGAUGUUUCAAAACAACUUCAUGAUUAUGAGGUAGAGUACCAUGUACUGAAGGAGGAGAUGGCAUCACCUCGUGUAGACAUGGAAACUGUACAUAGACUUGAGGCGGAAAAUAGGAAUUUAAUAGAACAACUGGAGAUUGCUACAAGUGCUACCCACAGGCAGCAACAAACCAUCAACAAGCUGGAAGCGCAAGUUCGAAGCUUGGAAGUGAGCAUUACAACUAUGGGAAAUUUCAUCUCAGAACUGGUAGACACAAGAAAGGAUAUAGAAAUUCCAGGAGAGGUACGGCGCUUAAUUCAGCAAGUCGCAGUUGUAGAGAGACGCAAGUCUACAACACAAAAACCAAAGAUUGAAGCACUUAAAACUCCAGCACCAAGUGUCAUUGAGACACCAGCCACAGAAGUUCAGAGGUCGAGUUCUGCUGCCGACGAGCUGAGUUCACAGCAUCGUGGACAUGCUCCCUAUCCCCUGAAGUCUGCACUUAGUUCCCCAAAUCUUUCUGCCCGUCUCAGUGGAGUGUCAUCACUUUUCAGCAAUACUCACAAUAAUAAUAAACAGCAGAAACCGAAUGCUGUUGCUACCUCCAGUGGCUCUACAAAGGCUUAUUCUCAAACAUCAGACAUCCGUCACAUGGGGCAGAAGAUGGCUCAGCCAAAUGGUAUCGUAAAGACAGAGAGACAACAAAAUGCUCCAGAGACAAUUAAAACAUUAUCUGACACAUCUACAUUGAAAUCUGAAUCCCCUCUGGCAUCCAAACCAAAGCCCCUUCGGCCGUCUCAGAGUUCCUAUGAGUUGACAACUCCGAUUGUGAAGCUUGUUGAUGACAGUGGUGACAGUGGAAAUGUGACUCCAACAUCUCCCUCCACACAAGUUCAUCCGCUUGACAGCUGCCUGGGUGUAAACUUUUCCUUUAGUGGGACAACCAAACUGAAAACAAUAAGACCACUCCGUGCAAAUCUACAGCGGAAUCCAAGUUCAGAGAGCCUAAAAAUUAAUCCUGGAACAGAUGGACUGAACAUAGUCAAUUUGAGACCGAAGGAACAACAGCCCCUUGUCGUUGGUGUCAAUCCACAGAGUAAUGGUGUUCUCACGAGUUUUAGCUCCAGCUGAAAUGUUAGUAUCAAAUCCCUGAAUCUCAGAGUACCUAAUCUGAUGAGAUAUGUGGUAUUUGCAGUCUGCCCAACAAAAUCGGGGCAUUUCAUAUUGGUAGUGUUUGCAUAAUGUAUGUUUCCUAUUUACUGAUUUAUUUCAGUAUAAAAUCAACAGUAAGUGUAUUUCAAACUGAAAAUGGAAUUGAGUGUCUGCUGAAGCAGAUAGUUGGUUUAUUCAGUGACUCACUAAUGCGUUUUUUAUUAUUUGUUCUAUUUCUUGUUUCUGGUGGAAAUAGAUUAUGUCUGUAAUGUAAAUUAUGUGUCAAAACAGCAACUUGCUAGGAGUAUUAAUCCAUGUCCAUUCACUCAAGCUUUAACCUUGAAGUUCACCUGCAGUGUUCCUCCUCUUCCAUAUCCUAAUGUUACAGAAAUCCAUCGAUCUUCCAAACUGAAUGUAUUUACCUAAUUGUCUUCCUCAUCAAAAUGUAGCCACAUUCCAGAAACAUUGAUGAAAAUGAAUGAAUAUGUGAGUUCUAAGCAUCUAAGAGGACAGGCCGCACAAAUUAUCAUAAAAUAAAUCAUUGUUUUGCAUGUAUAUAUUCCCCAUUAUAAUUUUGAGAAUUUGGGAUUUGAAAUUCUGUUCAGCUCUAGUUUUCAUACAAUUGUAUUGGCAGUUUUACUUUCCUAACAUUUCCUUCCCACCAAGCAUAUCAAUUUCUGCCCUGCAAGAUGUGAAAAAUGACCAAGGCUAGUAAAAACGAUGUGAUACAUGUUUUGAAUCUUGCCAGUAUUGAAACAAUGCAUGCCAGUAAUGGAAUUCAGCUACUGAAACACAUGAAUUCUCUAAAGUUUAGUAGUAACAUCCAGUUUAACAUUUUUAUUUCUGACACCACGACUGAGAAGUCCUGUGGCUUUUGUGAAACUGGUUUAUAGGAUUGUAUUAUGAUUUAUUUAGCAUUUUCAGAUUCAGAAUAUUUAUUUUUGUAGCCAAAAUAUUGAUAUUAUAGUGAUAGUGAAAUGUAUGACAGUUUUUUCAGAUGCCAGUAUUUUUCAUGGCUUUAGAAAGGUUAUAAAAUGCAGGUCUAACCUGAGAUGUAUUUUUUUCCAAUAUUUGUAUUUCAGACUAUAUUUUUCAUUGUAAAAACUCUUCUUUAGCAAAAACAGUUAUCCAGAAGUAACUAAGAUAUAACUUUAAUCUUGUUGUCAUUAUUUUUUGAAAUUUUAAGUGAGAAAAGGAAAGAUCUCUGUUACAAAUUGUUUCUGACACAUAUACAGUAUCAUUAGUAUGUAAAUAUACUAUUGUCAAACCUUGUACUUAACAGUUCUGUUAACUGUAAAGUAUGUACAUAUAUAUAUAUAUAUAUAUAUAUAUAUAUAUAUAUAUAUAUAUAUAUAUAUAUAUAUAUAUAUUUGUGUGUGUGUGUGUGUGUGUGUGUGUGUGUUUUUGAGACAAUGGCUUCAGAUGUACAAGACAGUAAGGAAAGUAUGAAAAUGUGUGCGUGUGUGUGAUGUUGGGAAUACUUGGUGUGAGCAAAUUCAUUUUGCUGUGUGUACUAUGGCACCAAAUAGUCAUUAUGUCUUAGUUGAAACUGUGAUUCAUUACUGUUGUUAGAUUGUAAGAUAUAUUAAUGGCAGUAUUCAGAGAGAGUGAUGACAUGUUGUUGUUUGCGUGUUACCAGUAACUCAGUGUAGUAUGUGAAACACAUAUCUAUACAAUGUAUGAUAUUUACUUAAUAAAAUUUUUAUUUCAGUUUUCAA
Schistocerca gregaria is the source of this 6381-nucleotide messenger RNA. It is a transcript of the gene plx, whose product is annotated as TBC1 domain family member 4. The record is from RefSeq and is a predicted model, not a curated record. Bases 311 to 4642 code for a protein of 1443 amino acids. The transcript has 23 exons. Lineage: Eukaryota; Metazoa; Arthropoda; Insecta; Orthoptera; Acrididae.